GAAGAUAAUUAUUUUUCGAGAAAGUAAACAUUUUUAUUGAUGGAGAGAUUUAUUCAUUUAUUUAUUUAUCUAUUCAUUUAUAUAUACUCGUCGUGAACCACAUGCCAUGACCUAUCUUGACCUGAAAACACAAAGGGUCAUUCCUCGCCAUCCCACUGGUACCUCGAUCCUCUACCUCUACGAACUCGCCACUCGCCAUCCAUACUUCCAGGAAUGCAGGAGGACAUGGAUGAUGACACCACCUCUCGCCACUCUGGUUAGAUGAGCACUUCCCAUUGCCGUGUUCACUUUCCCAAGGGGCAUGGCAAGACUCUGGCCCAAUGCUAUGAUUGGUUCAUGGCACUCCUCAAACAACACCCAUUGUUGGAGCCAGUCAUCAAGGAAGGCAGGUGCUGGCCAUAUCUGACGGUCAAUCCUCAGGCUGAAGCAUAUGCCAUGCUGGUGAAGGAGGGCUUCCUUGGCCUCACCAUGAUCCCAGCAGACCCUGAUGCCAGGAAGCAGAUGGUCAUCAUUCAUGGCAUGUCCACCGUCAUCAAUGUUGGCCUUCUUGACACACCAAAGGCCUUCUUUUGGCUCAAGAGGCGUGUCGUCGCUGGUGAGCCCCGCCCUCAACUCCUGGGCCUCAUUGAAGGACCUGUACCCAGCUCAGUCUACCUCCAUGGGUAAGUCGGCACCACGCUGCAGGUACUGUUCUUGGGGCCACCCUUCCUCCCGCUGCCUGGAGAAGAUUCAUGCUGGAACCAGAGUACUUCCACUCUGCUGUAACUGUGGGGGUGAUCACAAUGCCACUUCCCGCCGCUGUCGCGCCAGGCCCAGACCUGUUAGAGAGCCACAGACUACCAGCACUGCUACUGGCCCCUCUAGAGUGGUCUUCCGGUUAGAUCCUCCUCCACAACACAAUGUCUGGACAAAUGGCCCCUCAUCCUGGUCUGCCUUCACUGCUCAGCCAUCAGCAUUCCCACCCCAGCCCGGCACAGCUGCCCCAGGUCAGCCUAGGGUGGCUCAACCUUCUGUGCCUUCCACACUGCCACCUGUCCCUGUGCCACCCAGGGAUGCCUCCGCCUCUGCUCUUGUGGAUGGAGCGCAUCAGCCUGCCACUGCAGCUGCUGCUCCUGCACCGCGGGCUGAUCUAGAUUUUGAGUACAUAUAUCAGAUCCUGAUUGAAAUCAAGGACAAGGUCAGUGACAUAGAUUUGAGGCUGGCUGCCUUGGUGCAAGACAUGGCAAAUCCAGCUCCUGUGGUGCGAAGUGGUAGGGAUGCAGCUCGUGGCUGAAAACCGAGAUGUGUUUGCCCCAUUUUCAGGGGGAGGCUAGCAUGACCCAACCUCCUCUCUUGUUGUAUACAUUAUUGAAACAAUUAAGUUAUCAAUCAAUCAAUCUCUGUACAUAUGACACUUAUGUAUCUCAAUAAAAGAUUGUCACUCUAUCACAAAC
Portunus trituberculatus (swimming crab) is the source of this 1433-nucleotide messenger RNA. RefSeq lists its product as uncharacterized. Bases 488 to 1273 code for a protein of 261 amino acids. The record is from RefSeq and is a predicted model, not a curated record. NCBI's taxonomy places the organism in Eukaryota, Metazoa, Arthropoda, Malacostraca, Decapoda, Portunidae. The transcript has 2 exons.